Messenger RNA from Daldinia caldariorum, 1917 nucleotides. RefSeq lists its product as uncharacterized. Bases 318 to 1610 code for a protein of 430 amino acids. The transcript is spliced from 5 exons. NCBI's taxonomy places the organism in Eukaryota, Fungi, Ascomycota, Sordariomycetes, Xylariales, Hypoxylaceae. The record is from RefSeq and is a predicted model, not a curated record.
GCAUCUUACCAUGGUGAUACCAAAUCAUAUCUUUAGAGGAUGAGAUAUGGGAUGCAAAGGACCCAGGCUACUGCUACCCUACAAGUUCUUACAGGAUGAAGCAGUUAUCGUUUCUAAAAAAUGUCUCUCCAAGGCUUACGAAUAGGAUAACCUCUCAAAUACAUCAUGAUUUCCGAGUCCAAAUUCUUCAUUUCCCUUUCCCACAUUAAUACUAAAUCAAUUGCUCGCCCACCCGGCAGACGCCAUACGUUAGGUUAGAGGGAUUUCACUCGUAUUGCGCACAAUACGAUACCUACCAUAACCCUUCUUAUACCAACAUGUCGGCGGAGCAAUUCAGCACCCUCUCGCCUGCGGACCAAGAAGCAAUACUCAAUGGACCUGCGUUGACACCCCCGCCAGGGGUCUUCCCCAACUUCGUAGACCCGCCGAAUAAAACGGCUAUGGCCUUCGCGGCGGUUACCAUCUGUCUCGUCGUAUCGACGCUCGCCGUGAUCAUUCGCCUGUAUUCCAGGUUCAUAUGUACUAGAACACCAAAAUUUGAAGACUACCUGGUCGUGGCAGCUUUUGGAACUUAUGUUGGGUACAUCUACGUUACUUACUGGCUACUCGACAUCAUCGGAUUUUUCGUGCAUCAAUGGGAUAUCCGAGUUAAGGAUAUGACGACGCAUUUAUACAUCGUUCAUCUCGGAACAAACCUAUACUCCGCCACGAUGAUUGUCAUGAAAGCGUCGAUCCCGAAGGAGUGGUGCCGCAUCUUCUCCCCGCACCGAUCGCGACCCGUCUUCUACUGGAUCUGCCAUGUCAUCAUAGUCAUGAACAUCCUGUUCUACAGCGUGGCCGUCGUCGUCGAGAACGUCUCCUGCUUCCCGCACAAGCGCAUAUGGGACCAGCUGGUCCCGGGAAGCCAGUGCCUCAACAUCAACGCGAUUCUCAUCGCCGGGGCAACUAUCAACAUAAUUCUCGACUUCGUCAUUUUGGUGCUUCCGCAGAGGGUUAUCUGGGGCCUGCAGAUGUCGAGAAACAAGAAGAUUGGUGUUUCCCUGGUUUUUACAAUCGGGCUUUUUGCCUGCGCAUCCGCAGUUUCUCGACUCGCCUACACGAUCAAGUACUACUUCGCAGUGGACAAGGCGUACUGGCUGGGCGCGCUAUCGCUCUGGUGCAUCGCGGAGAUGACGUGCAUGUUCCUCAUCUUCGCGGGGCCGGCGAUGCCCGCGGCCUUCAAGGGGUCGUGGAUCCUCUCCGUCCUCUUUUCCACGUUCCGGACGCUGCGGGGCAGCACCAAGAAAGCCAGCAACGGCUCGUCCGAGUACAAGCACCACCGCAGCUGGCAGCGCUCCGCGCAUCGCAAGAAGCAGAACACGUUCAAGCGCUACCAGAAGAUCGGCGACAUCAGCGUGCCCCUCACCACCAUAUCCUCCCUCGAGCCCGCUACCAUGGCGGGGCCCGAGCUGCCUGAGCCGAGCCACCCGGGGGCGUAUGAGGGGCCCGAGACGGGGAUCAUGUUUACCAAGGAGUUUAGCGUGAGGAAGGAGGUGGUGGCUGGCGGGGACGACACGAAGGAUUUCAAGAAGCCGCAGCACCCUUGGGAACCUGGGCCUCACGCGCUAUAAUACAUAUCUAGUAGGUAGGGGAGGGAAGGUUCAUUACUGGUUGGUUAUUUACUUAGUAGUCGCCGGCGCAAGCGCACAUAUGUAGAAGUUACUAAGCUAAAAAAGCGUGGAUGAUGUGUUUCAUGUUGUACAGUAUCAUGAUAUUUUGAGUAACGUGUAAAAAAUACUAAGGUUAGGUCGGGUAUGUCCUCAAGUACCAACAAGGCGCAGGGACAUUGUCGUCUAGAUUUACCCGGUUUGGCCUUUACGCCUUUACGCUAGCAUUCCUACGACAAUAUAGCUUUAACCUCUUUUAAAAGGUUGUAAA